UCUUGCUAGGUGGUCACACCACCGUAUCGAGCAAACAAAAGUUAUUUUUUUUUGCAAAACAUUCAAUUUGCAAGGGAUUGAACUACAUUCUAAGUUAAAAUGUCGCAAGAAGUAGAAGAAACGCUGAAACGAAUCCAAAGCCAUAAAGGUGUCGUCGGAACAAUUGUUGUCAACAAUGAAGGUAUUCCAGUUAAAUCAACGCUUGACAACACAACAACCGUUCAAUACGCGGGUUUGAUGAGUCAACUGGCCGACAAAGCGCGGAGUGUGGUGCGCGAUCUCGACCCAUCCAACGAUAUGACAUUCCUGCGAGUGCGGUCCAAGAAACAUGAAAUUAUGGUCGCACCUGACAAGGACUUUAUUCUUAUUGUUAUUCAAAAUCCAACCGAUUAAAUGCUUAUUAGGCGAAACUUAUAGCUGAUAAAA
Molecule: messenger RNA, 426 nt
Organism: Drosophila hydei
Lineage: Eukaryota; Metazoa; Arthropoda; Insecta; Diptera; Drosophilidae
Gene: robl
Product: dynein light chain roadblock-type 2
Exons: 3
Coding region: 100-393 (97 amino acids)
Biological process (GO): microtubule-based movement
Cellular component (GO): cytoplasm; centrosome; cytoplasmic dynein complex
Molecular function (GO): dynein intermediate chain binding
Source: RefSeq, a predicted model, not a curated record